Molecule: messenger RNA, 787 nt
Organism: Moneuplotes crassus
Lineage: Eukaryota; Ciliophora; Spirotrichea; Euplotida; Euplotidae
Source: the annotation of a GenBank genome assembly
CGAGAAAUGGGAUGCUGAUUAAAGAAAUCGAAGAAGAAUGAAGCUCCAAUAGCAGAAAUAGAUAACAACAAUCAAGAUGAAGAGAACAAAAACCACAAUGAAACUCCAGUACCCCUCAACGCCGAACAGGCUGUCAAAAAGCUCACUCCAUACGACGAAGUAAACUCCAUCAACGACUACAACAAAGAACGGAGAGUCCAUCCCAACCAGAACAUCCUAGACAAAAUCGAAGCGUUCUCGACCCCUCCCAAGAACCAGAGUAUUUUCUAAGCCAGAAUGGGACAAACCCAAUUUUGGAGAAGAACUCAGCAGGAAAGCACUAGGGGUCUCCACACAUGAGUUCAGGAACUCUAGCAGUAAAGGGGAAGAAGCUGACUGGGGGAAUGCAGCCGGAGGGGUUAAGUAUGAGCCACCGGUUAAAGGGAAUUUUGAGUAUUUUGGAGAUGAUGAGCGGGUUGGAGCUAAGCUGUAUGAGAAAACUAAACAUUUAAGGCAGAAUGAGAUGUAUAAGCCCUUUGGAGAGUCGACUAAGAUUGUUAGGGAUGUCACUAGAGAGGCUACUAGGUUGGAGACAUCGGAGGGUUUAUUUCAAAAUAGAUUUGUUGAUGUAAACCCUGGUCAGAGGAACAUCUCUACUAACCAAAUUCAACGUACUCCAGCUAAUAUUCUGACAUUAGAAGAACCAGGCGAAAACGAAUGGGGAAUGCUUGACUACAACCACUACGGUCCUAGAGAAAUCGAGAUAAUCAAGAGAGCAGAUAUUAAGACACCAGAUUACUUCAGAGUC